Molecule: messenger RNA, 776 nt
Organism: Glycine soja
Lineage: Eukaryota; Viridiplantae; Streptophyta; Magnoliopsida; Fabales; Fabaceae
Product: biogenesis of lysosome-related organelles complex 1 subunit 2-like
Exons: 3
Coding region: 257-649 (130 amino acids)
Source: RefSeq, a predicted model, not a curated record
AAAAAAUGGCAAGACUCGAACAAAAAGGGAAUGAAGGAGAAACCAGCAUAACUGAAUCGACGAAACCGAGGCAAAACCUACAUUGGUUGCUCCAAUAUCAGUAUGCUUCCAAUUGCACUGCACUCGUCCAAUGAAAAUUAAGCUUUCCAAUGAAUUCGUUUGGACCUGAAAAACAACACCUGGUUUGAUUGUCACCUUGGGUCGCACAGUUAUUACUACCCUUCUCUUGUGAAUUGGUGAAAUAUAUGCUCCAACUAUGGAUAAUAUGAAGAAAGAUGAAACCCAAGAUCGGAAGCAAGAUGAACUUGCUGAAUCGCUUGAUGGUCUAUUCAGUAGCGUUUCCACCAUGAUCAAAUCAGAGCUUCAGGGGACAAAUAAUCACCUAGAGCUGUUGGAGAAGAUGAAUGUAAGAGUGGCAGAAGAGUACAAAGGGUUCGGUGACUUGGCUUCAGGGUUGAGGGUUUUUGUGGAGCAGUUGAAAUGCAAGAGUGGUAGCUUUAACGAGUAUGUUGAGCAGAUUGAUAACAUUGAGAAGCAAGUAACUGAGUUUGAAGCUGUGGUCUCUAUGCUUGAUAAGUACGUUGUAUUGUUGGAAUCAAGAGUGCAAUCUGUGUACCAAAACAAAAUCCAUCUUCCCAUUCCACAAUGAUGUAAAAAUUUUACUUUUCAUGAUCAACAUUUACCUUGUUUUCUAGUUUCAAUUGAAAGAAUUGAUAGAUUUAUCAUUUACCUUGCUUCCUAGUUCCAAUUGAAAGAAUUGAUAGAUUUACCAUUUA